CGGUCGACAUGGAGUUUGCCAAAAACAUGUACGAGCUGCACAAAAAGGUGUCUCCCAGCGAGGUCAUCCUGGGCUGGUAUGCAACAGGUCACGACAUCACGGAACACUCUGUCCUGAUCCAUGAGUACUACAGCCGGGAAGCGCACAAUCCGAUCCACCUCACUGUGGACACGAGUCUCCAGAAUUCACGCAUGAGCAUUAAAGCCUACGUCAGUGCCCCAAUGGGAGUCCCUGGUAAAACGAUGGGCGUGAUGUUCACACCCCUAACAGUGAAAUACGUUUAUUACGAUACAGAGCGGAUAGGAGUGGAUCUUAUCAUGAAGACGUGUUUUAGCCCUAACCGAGUGAUUGGGCUGUCCAGCGACUUACAGCAGGUGGGGUCGGCGUCAGCCAGGAUUCAGGAUACCUUAACCAUGGUGCUGCAGUAUGCCGAGGAUGUAUUGUCUGGCAAAGUGGCCGCUGACAACACUGUCGGGCGAUUCCUGAUGGAUCUUAUUAACCAGGUGCCAAAGAUUUCACCAGAGGACUUUGAGACAAUGUUGAACAGCAAUAUCAAUGACCUACUGAUGGUAACCUACUUGGCAAACCUCACACAGUCACAGAUUGCUCUCAAUGAAAAACUUCUGAGUUUAUGAAGAAACUUCUGCCACCCUACACUUCCAAGAGCCUGAAGAAUGAGCAGAUACACUUUUCUGUGGUGGCGUUACAAACUUCCUUGGACCAUAAUUUAACUACCUAGGUGACUUGGUUACGUCUUC
Messenger RNA from Opisthocomus hoazin, 758 nucleotides. The record is from RefSeq and is a predicted model, not a curated record. Lineage: Eukaryota; Metazoa; Chordata; Aves; Opisthocomiformes; Opisthocomidae.